Vespa crabro (European hornet) is the source of this 7469-nucleotide messenger RNA. Its product is annotated as dual specificity protein phosphatase 15. Lineage: Eukaryota; Metazoa; Arthropoda; Insecta; Hymenoptera; Vespidae. The transcript is spliced from 9 exons. Gene Ontology annotation, cellular component: cytosol. The coding region runs from base 2842 to 3891 and encodes 349 amino acids. Gene Ontology annotation, molecular function: protein tyrosine/serine/threonine phosphatase activity. Gene Ontology annotation, biological process: protein dephosphorylation. The record is from RefSeq and is a predicted model, not a curated record.
ACCAUAAUCAUUUCAUUCGAUUGGGGUUCGUGAUCUCGUUAAUUGAUUUGACCAACGCUUCUCAUGUCUUGCAUAAAUUUCCUACUUAGAAAAGUUUUUUUCAGCUGUCAGAAAAUUUGUAAAAUUCCCUUCUUUUUAUCGUGAAGAUUUAUCUUUGAAAGAUGUAAUUCCUAUACGGAUAUUUGAUGAUUUUCAUUGGUAUUCACCGAGAAUCGUUUCGGAUUUUGCUAUUCGUUUGGUCGUUCAAGGUAAAUUAGAAAGGACGUGUAUAAAAUGCGAAUUUGUUCUUCGUUACCUCCUCCCCACCACGUGGCCCUUGCCGUUGCCCCUUUCACGGUUUGAUGUUUCCCCUUCUACCGACGCACACAAACACACCCUUCCACCCACACACACACUCAUACACACAGACACUCUCUCUCUUUCUCUCGCGGACGCCUUUACGCUGCUCCCAACCUGACAGUGUCCCUGUAUCCUCGCAACACUCCUUCCUAUACGGUGAGCGGGAUAGUUUUCGCCCGACGCGCCCUUCCAUCAAAGCUACCAAACGAGGAAAGUACGGCUAAGCCAUUUCUAUCGUCGUCCGUCAUUAGUGCACGGAUCGUGUGUUGUCAAUCAUCGGAUCCGUGUCGUGCCGACGAGAUGUGAUUUGCAGGAUCUAUGACGGGAAAAGUACUUCUUAUGGAUCGGGAUGCGAAGACUCGUGAUACGCAUGGUAAAGCUCCGCCUCGUCGUACCGUCAAGUCUCUUUUUUAUUUCUAUUUUCACUCGGAUUCUUUCUCAUUGUACACGGUAGAUUGAAAAUCAAUUUAAACGUCAUUAAAAAGUCUUCACCGUUUAUCGCAUUUCGUUGCACCGCAAAUGGUUUUAAUUAAAUACCUAUAGAUUUGUUUAUCUUGUUAAUAAUAGAGAUGACUAAUUCAAUGAAAAGAAAAAUUAUUAAAAAUUACUUUAAUGUCUAAAAAGACAGAGACUCGCUGUUAUUGUGGUUUUGUACAAAUGAUCGUCCUCCUACAAACUUGUAAACAUAUUUCGUGUCGUGUCGUACGAUAGGAAAACACGUUUACUUCUUCACGAUACAUUGCGCAUAGAUCGAUGUUAAAUUUUUCUCGAAUCGUACCAAUAUUCAACGCACAUGCCAACAUUCCUGUCGUAUUUAAAAAUUAUAUAUGUAUAUAUGUACAUGAAAAUGAGAUCGCAAAUAGAAAUAAAUUGGCGAAAGGUCGGGCUUCCGGUUCUCGAAAUUUAGGAAAGUUUAUGGCAAGCAUCGUCGAUGCCCGCAAUGCUUUACGCUUUAGCACAGUUUCUAAAGAUAUCGGCAGCACGGAUUCCAAGUUCGAAAAAUUUGGAAAUAUCUACGAUCAAUACGUUCGUGAAAACACUCGUCAUAUAAUACGUAUAUACAUAUAACAUAAUGUAAAGAAAAAGAUAUCUCGCUAAAUUAAAGUAGGUUGGCACGUUUCCAAGUAAAUCGUCUGUCGUCAAUGCCGCGUAAUUUAUUUUAUCGAUUUGACUGUAAUCGAUAUUAUUGCAGUACGUCGUUCAAAUGAAACUCGUUCUUUUUUUUUCUUUUUGUUUUUUCCUUAUUCCUUGCGUCCAUGCUUCUUCUCUUUCAUCCCAUUUUUCUUCUUUCUCAUAGGAUUUAAAUCAGACAUUAUCUUUCAUCUCUUGCCUCUUUGAUCCUAUAUCUAUUGUCUUUCGUGACUAUAUCUCUAUGUCAAACGUUUACAAUCAGUUUUAUUCACAUUUUCGUCUUAAAAUAUAAAUCCCUCGUUGAUUGUGAAUAAGUGUGUAUUCCCUUGGGAAGAGCCACUUUCGAACGUUUACAUUUAUUCAAAGGCUAAAUACUCUUGUGGAUUCGCGAAAAAAAAAAAAAAAAGAAAGGAGGCUAAACGCGAAAAGACGGAUCGAUAUUUCGAUUACACACGAUAUGUGUACGACAAAAAAGAAGAAAAAUAAAAGAUAUUUCUAGGAUUCAAUGAAUUUUUUUCUCUGAGGCAAGCAGAGGGACGAAGAGGAACGGUUGGUCUUUAAUCAUGCUCGCUCGUUGAAAAAAAGCGCUUCGAGAGGAGAUAGCUACAGCAAGGGAGGUGGGUUGGGACAGAUAUACAAAAGGAAAUUCUGAACCUGUGCUUUCCAGCUUCCAGUCAGCGAAUGAAUUUCUCUGUGAACGGAAUGUAUCUCUUUCGCUCGUUGGUCAAUUUUCUUCUUACAUAAAGUCGAUUUAUAAGCGCUAUCGAAAUCGCGACCAAGCCUUCCGAGCGUCGCUUCGAAGAACGUAAGAUAGAUAUAUAUAUAUAUAUAUAUAUAUACAUAUACAUAGAGAGAGAGAGAGAGAGAGAGAAGAUAGAAAUAGAAACAAUACUCAGCUAGAAAAAUAACCCAUGACGAAUCAUGAUAGCGCGAGGACCAUCAGAGAAAAUAGUUUGGGGAGAUGGCUUCUGCCGAUCCGACAGACUUUCGAUAUCAUUAAGAACAACUCGAAAAUUUAAAAUUCGAUUUUAACGUUCGACCGUCUCAUAAAAUACUCAGAAGAGGCUAAGAAGAAAAACGGGAAGAGAUUAAAUAUCGUCGAUUCGUGCGAUUCGCCAGCAAAAUACGAGCUUAUGUGUUGGUGAUGUGUUGGUCGAGGAUAGUGCUUCAGGAACAAUGCGAUCUUCGCGAUAACGAGGAUCAAAUCGGUUCGUCGGAGAGAAAGAGAGAGUUAAAGGGGCUGAGGACUCCCUGGGAGGCUGAAAAAGUAAGUCCUGGGGAAGCGGAUUCUUGCGAUUAAAGACGAUAAACUCUCUUGUUAUAAUACGAUAUAACGUUGAGGACGACGGCGUUUUAUCCAACGUAGACAACAUGGGGAAUGGCAUGAAUAAGGUGCUUCCCGGCCUUUACGUUGGUAAUUACCAGGACAGUAAGGACGCAGAUCAACUGGAAAGGUUCGAGAUAACUCAUAUCCUGGCGAUUCACGACACGGCUCGUCGAUUACAUUCUAAUAAACAUUACUUAUGCAUCUUAGCCGCCGAUAGGCCGGAUCAGAAUUUAUCGCAAUAUUUUUCUCUCUGUAACGAUUUCAUCCACGCUGCUCGUUUGCGCGGUGGCAAUGUUCUAAUACAUUGCCUGGCGGGCAUGUCGAGAAGUGUGACGGUCGCAGUCGCCUAUAUCAUGAGCACCACAAAUCUAUCCUGGAAGGAGGCACUUAAGGUCGUGAGAGUAGGUCGUUCUAUCGCCAACCCAAACGCUGGCUUUCAACAACAGCUCGAGGACUUUGAAUCGAGCCGUCUUCAGGAGGAACGACGAAGAUUGAAGGAACGAUUUCCUAGUCUCGCACUCGCAGAAUCCGAUGCGGAAGCAUGUAGAGCCACUCUUAAAAAUUACGAGGCGUUGGUGCAAGCACGAGAAGUUUGCGAAGGCAAAUGUGCCAUGGGCCGACCUUGUCCCACUGGUCUCUGCCGUCAACCGUCCAAGAGGACUCCCAGAAGACGAUCGUCCUCCAGUAGUUCCGGAAAUUUGACACCUGGUAGAACACCACCACAAACGCCAAGAAUGCUUCCAUCCGCACCACCCUCGCCAGCCCUACCUAGAUCAGCCAGCGUUAUGUCUACUACUCGGCCAAGAAGCGGUCCAGCAGGUUUACAUUCUUACACCGGAUCUGCGCCUCCCUCCAGGGCCGUUUCGAGGGUGGAUUUAUCAGCUGCCGUAGCUUGCAGUAGCAGUAAUACGAAUUUAGCUGCCGUUGGCAGGUCCAUUACACUUUCCGGUAGUAACUGGAGAUUAACAGCGGGAUCAGCACCGACCACACCAAGGCCGACACCUCCGGUAUCGCCUCAACGAUGGCCGAGGCGACUCUCCCGGCAAACACCGCAAUUACCUGUACCAUCGGAAGCUCAUUCCUCGAUGACGUAGCAGCACAACAAGAUCACUCUUUUCAGUCUUCUGGAAUGAAGCCGAGAAACAUCAUCCACGAGAGAAACGGUGCAGAUCUCUUCAACUUGUAUUCAAGACGCUUUGUCUUGAAUUUCUUCUCUUCCUUGACAACUUUUUCCUUCUCUCUCUCUCUCUCUCUCUCUCUCUCUCUCUCUCUCUCUCUCUCUCUUUUUUUCUUUCUUUCUUAAUUUUAAGGUGGCUGCUUCACGAUCGUCAAGUAAGACCAUGGGAAAUAUUAGGACCGAUACUGCUUUUUUUAAAAUAGGUCUAAUAAUAAUCCGCCAAUCUGCGAUCGUUUCUGCAUCUCCGCUUCACCUCGAAUUCGGUGUAUACUUACUACUUAUUGGGUUAAUCAGUCGCCUUAUACGAUGUCAAUGAGUAAUAUGACAUCCCGCGGCCAAGAGGCAGAAAAACGCUGGCUAAUUUGUAUAUCAUACGGGUUUAACGGGUCGAGAGUAUUUAUGUUGGUAAUUCGCGAGAUUGAUAAUACAUUGAUGGGAAAGAAAAAAACUUUGACCGAUUUUGUACGUUUGUAAAAUCAUUAAUCGUCGUGGUAUCGGUACGAAAGACAAAAAAAAACUCAAUAGGUCGAGUAAAAAAGUAAGAAGGUUUUACUCAAAAGAAAAUUUUUCUGAUAAGUAAACAUACGAUGAGAAUUCGAAGGAAAUUCUAGAAGCAAAGUGUGAUAUGUUGUUUUAUCACGUUAUCCCAUCACCAAUUUUGUUCGCAACCGUCCAAAUAAUUGUUGGCUUUGUAGCAGGAUCGCGCUAUUUAUCGCGAAUCGUUGUUGACACUCUGAAAAGUAUACAUAUAAACAUGUGUACAUAUAUAUAUAUAUAUAUAUACACAUGGCCGAGUGUCACGUUGUUACGAGGGGUUUUCAAAGAGAAUAAUACGUAGUUAUAUGUAGAUUAAUGAAAAAAAAUAUAUAUACAUACAUACAUACAUACAUACAUAUAUAUAUAUAUAUAUUGUAAAAUAUGUAUAUAUAUAUAUAUAUAUAUAUAUAUAUAUAUAUAUAUUUCACAAGCACACGCACGAUUUACAAGUAAUGAUUGAUAUAUAAUGAAAAGAGGAAAAAAAAGUAGCGCGAAAUUUGGCAUGCGUGUUUUUAAGACUCGCUCAAAUUUAUUUAUUAAAUGAUUCUUUUCUCUUUAUCUUACAAAUAGUCUCUCAUCGUUGCGUUUGCAAUUAUCGAAAUUUCUUUUUCCUAUAAAUUUAGAAGAAAAACAAUGAUUAAAGAGGAAAUGUACAGACUACUUUCUCGUUCUUAACAAUCACAUAUUAACAAAUACAUACAUAAAUAUGUAUCCACCGAUUUAAGUACCGGAUACUGGCUGUUAUAUUAGUUGUAAUAUUUUGUAAUAACACCGAAUAUAUUAUUGUUUUCAUAGGAACUUGCGUAUUCGCUAAGUGAAUAAGAUGAACGCGAAAGUAAAAACGGCGUAAAGCGAUGUUUUUAUCCAAGCAAUCACUGUGUAUUUAGGGCAAUUAAUUCCACUGUGCUGCGAUGAUACUGAAGGAACCAAAAAAAAAAGAUCGCGUAGACUAGACGAUAAAUGCAAUAAAUUGUAAUCGUAUUUUUGUGCGCCUUUCGAAAAUUAGAAAGAACGUUUGAUCAUUCUUUCUGCGAAAUCUUCAUGAUACGCUUUCGAUUCGAAAAAAGAAAGAAAAAAAGUAAAAGCAUCUACUAUAUCUCUCUGUAAUUAAUUACUGUCGCGUAAAGAUCAUAUACGACUCUUCCCGUAUAUAGAUAUUUAGAAAGUAGGAUAUCGAUGCGUCAGAUCGCUUCGAAAUCGAAGAGUAACAUUCUCGAAGAAGGUUUUCCAUCGUCUGUCAAACAUUAACCAUACGAGAAUCUGUAGUAUACUUGUUAUAUUUUCACGGACAAGCGGCUUAACUGAAGUAAAUAUAUAAUAUUAAUGCGAGUAGAUCGGUGCGAUGAAUCGCGUAAAAAUAUUAUUGAUCGAAAUAUUUCGUUGUCGAAACGAAAAUAUACAAGUGAAAAAUUAAUUGGCCAUUAUAUUAAGAAAAUCAAACGAAGAAAACGUGUUAAAAAUUCGUACUUAUCUAAGAAAAGCUCUUCGAAUAAUCCGCUUGUUCGAAAGCGCAGACAAAACAUCCUAAAAAGUAACAUAUUUUAUUGUUGCAAUAUUCUACUUUUUUACAAUGCGUUCGCGUGCCCUAAUCGCGCGCAAUAUUUAUUACGUACAUAGAUGCUCCAUGAAAACUUUAUUCGUGUUCUUUGGCAAUUUCUAAACGUGUGUAAUGAAAUUUCGAAAUUGUAAUAAAGAACGACGAAUUGUUGUGUCGAGGAUUUAUAAAAAUAUCGAUCGGAAGAAGAAAAUAUCUAUUUAACGCAAGUACGUGCGAUUUUUUUAUUAAAAAAUAUCAAAGUUUAGAAGCAGCACUUGGAAAGGAAAGUUUUCUAUAACGAAACUAUAUAAAAUUGUAUCAUUGUUUCAUAUCAAUAGAUCGCUGGUCGAUAAAAGUUUUGAAAUCAACAUAUGUACGCGUUCGUGAGACGGUAUCAAUUAUUUUUUUACGGUUGGUUAUUACGUCGGUUAUAUCGAGCGAUUCAAAAUUCUUGGCUUAAUGAAAUAACAAAGAUUAAUGAAAUAACAAAGAACGUCGUUAAUGAUGUUACAUGAAAUUUUCAAUCUACUUCAUUUAUUUUUCUAUUCUCUCCUCCUCCUCUCGUUGUCAUCUAUUCUCGGAGAAUAAAUGCAUAGAAUAUAUGGAAUGUUAAUUACAAUAUGAACGAUUAAAUGCUACGCCCUAACACAUAACUUUGUUACUCACAUAGAAAUGGCUAAUUACCAAUUAAGAUAUUCUAUGAUUUAACUUAGAAAUGCUGAUCAUGAUUAUUAAGAAAUGUAAACGUUACGCAUGCAGUUCAUUUUCAAUAAUUCCAUUCGAAUCGUACUCGUCUCAUGAGGAAUAUACUACUUGAAAUUAUUUCAUUGAAAUGUAAUCUAAUCUCUUUUUCGAAUCUUGUUUCUAAACGACCAUGACACGACUAUGAAGCAUAUUCGAACGACUCUAUACCAUUCAUUAUAAUGUACAAGUGUGAAGUCUACAAUUUUAUUUCACGAUCGUCCCAACCUGCGAAGUAAUCCAAACUGUUCGAUUAUUAUAUGUAUCGUUUAUAGUGAAAUGGAGCGAUAUAUGAAACAAAUCGCUCAAAUGUGAACAACAUUUUUGUUGUGUGAACAACAAUUUAACGUUGAAUUUAUACGUUGUUGAUAACUAUAAAUAUGUAUGAGAUGAGCAUAUAAAAAAUUUUACAUACAUAUAUCGACAUAUACACAUACGUCGAUCAUGCGAUCAGCUUACAAAGUCAAUCGUUUUAGAUAUUCAUAGAUGGACAUAAAUGCACCGUUGCAUUCGUUCAAGUAUUUUUGAUACAUCCGAAUAAAUCUGUGAUGCGUCUUAUUUAAACGCACUACAUUUCAUAUCAUCGUUCGUCGGUGUUACAUCUCGAUGAAUUGUCUAAUGUUAAUUGAAAAGUAUUAUACUCGCAUCAUUGAAAUAGAAAUAAAGUUUGAGAAAGCUUA